AUGGCCUCUAAGGCCUCUGGAGUUCGGCCGGAGGGUGGGCCGGGCCAGCCUCUGAGCCCCUCCCCACCCGCAGGCACCGCCCUGCAGUGCUACUUCUGCAUGACCGAGACCAGCAACAAGGACUGUCAGCAUGUGCAGAACUGCAGCGACUCCCAGACCCACUGCUGGACCCAGCGCAUCAGUGUGGCUGGCCUCCUCUUCCUCAGCAAGGGCUGUAGCGCGAACUGUGAGGACAACUCGCAGAACUACUACAUGGUCGUGAGCAACACCACGUGCUGCUCCAGUGACCUGUGCAACGCCAGCGGGGCCCGUGCCCUGCAGCCGGCUCUCGGCCCCCUGCUGCUGCUCGCCGCUGCCUGCAGCCUGAUGCUCUGGGGUCCCAGCCAGCUGUAGGCUCGAAGGGGACCCCGCUGUGUCCUGUGCUGGGCACUCCUUACACACACCCAGCUCGGCCGAGGCCCUCUGUCCUUUCCACUCCUGCCUGUCCCCACUGCCCAGCGGGCUGGGCUCCAGUGAUGCGGAACGGCCUGCACAUGACCUGUCCAGCCCCUGGGCUUCUGCUGCCCCAUAUUCCGACCCACCCCUGCACCCUCACCCAGGCACCUCUUCCUCCAGGAAGCCUUCCCUGCCUGCCCCCUCUACAAGCUGAGCCAGGCCCUGCCUGUGGUGUCUCUUGCACCCAGCAAGAUGCAGGCACUCAGGAGGGGCUCUGCAAAGGCUGAGAUGAAAUGUACAGAACAGAACUGGGGGCACAAGUAAGAGGUCCCAGGAGCCCCAAGAGGUGUGGCCUAGAGGCAGGGCCGGCUUCCCAUC
Messenger RNA from Pteropus alecto (black flying fox), 813 nucleotides. RefSeq names its product prostate stem cell antigen (gene PSCA). The transcript has 3 exons. Bases 1 to 393 code for a protein of 130 amino acids. The record is from RefSeq and is a predicted model, not a curated record. Lineage: Eukaryota; Metazoa; Chordata; Mammalia; Chiroptera; Pteropodidae.